Messenger RNA from Hemibagrus wyckioides, 1698 nucleotides. RefSeq names its product transcriptional adaptor 1 (gene tada1). Gene Ontology annotation, molecular function: transcription coactivator activity. NCBI's taxonomy places the organism in Eukaryota, Metazoa, Chordata, Actinopteri, Siluriformes, Bagridae. The coding region runs from base 162 to 1193 and encodes 343 amino acids. Gene Ontology annotation, biological process: regulation of transcription by RNA polymerase II. The record is from RefSeq and is a predicted model, not a curated record. Gene Ontology annotation, cellular component: SAGA complex. The transcript is spliced from 8 exons.
GUGUAAAAGAAGCCUAAAUCUCCUAGUGUGGCAUGUCAACGCUAUCAGACUUACAACGUGUGGCGCUUUUGUGAUCUACAUAUCAUAAUACAUACGGGAUAUUGAUAUUAUUUGAAGAUCAGCGUUAUUCAGAGGCUACCCCCCCCUUUGUGUUUAGCUCGAUGGUUGGCGCCGAUGUCGCUAUGGCAGCUCACGCGAGCGAACUGGAGUUGGCCAAGAAGAACUUAACGGACGCUAUCGGGGACAACAUCAAACAUUACUGGGCGAAUUUAAAGCUGUGGUUUAAACAGAAAAUCAGUAAAGAGGAGUUUGAUGUUGAGGCUCGCCGACUUCUGGGACACGAUAAUGUUCAUGUCCACAAUGACUUCCUGCUGGCCAUUCUCACACGCUGCCAGAUUAUUGUGUCCACACCAGCUGAUGUCCCCGGCUCGCUGCAGUGGUCCAGUGGUUCUGCCUCAAAGCCGGCCAAGCCAAAAGGAAAAAAGAAAUUUUCCUCGGUGCGGCAGAAAUUCGACCAUCGCUUCCAGCCUCAGAACCCGCUGAGUGGAGCUCAGACCUUCAGCCCCCGCGAGGCUGGAGCAGAGGAGGAAGAGAUGAUGAAGCUCAGCGCUCACACACUCUUACUGCCCACACGAGGGCAGCUGGAGGCCCGAAUGAUGGUCACCGCCUUCGAGAUGGGCCUUGAUAACGUCACAGAGGAUGCCGUGAGCACUGUAGUGUGUGCUCUUGAGGUGCAUUUAAAAGACCUCAUCACUGCAGUGGUGUCGCGGAGAAAAGCCUACCGUCUGAGAGAGGGACACUUCCAGUACGCCUUCGGCAGCGACGUCGCACCGCAGCCCUACCUCAAGAACAGCCAGGCUGCAUAUCACACGGUCACAGAGUACCCACCUCCCAGUGCCUCGCUGCCGGCUGCUCCGCUCCCUCAGGUGUCUCCGGAUGAUGCCGAACAGCAGGCUGCUUUCCUACUGGCCUGCUCCGGCUCCAGUGCCCCCGCCCCUCUACCUCCCAUCAACACGUAUGAUCUCCUGGAGGCUCUACAGGUGCACCGCAGCGUGAUGCCGUCUCACACCGUGUACGCUCUGAACAUGGAGCGCAUCCUCGCCCGGCUCUGGCACCCGAGUCACGAGGAACUAGAGCAGGACAACAUCCAUAGACAGCGGCUGGCCGCCAAAGAGGGCCUGUCACUCUGCUGAAGCUCCGCCCAUGUCCUUUGGUUACCCCUACAACACAGCUUCCUGCUUCUGCACAAGGAGAACACCUAGACCAUAUAUAUAUAUAUAUAUAUAUAUAUAUAUAUAUAUAUAUAUAUAUAUAUAUAUAUAUAUAUAUAUAUAUAUAAAUAUAAACAUUAUAAUGGACAGUGUGGACUUCCAGAUGUUUUGUUAAACUAUUACACUUUAUUCAAAUGGUUUGUAUUUAUUUUAACGGUUUGCAGUGUAAUGAAAUACAUCCACUUCAACAAACCAGUACAUUUAUUUUCAUUAAACACAGCUUCAGUGCUCAGAAUUGUCCCUCACAGGCCAGUUAUGGUUUUACAUAGCUAGUGUCCGUGCUGGACAAUUUAUAUAACAUCCCUCUGUUUUUUUUUGUUUUUUUUUUGGUCCUUGUAAAUAUUUGCUUAUGAAGUCACGUUCCUACACGUUUACUUUAUAAAUGGAAAGUUUGCAAAUACAGGAAAUAAAUCUCGUCUCACGUUCA